AUGGCACCGUUCCUGCGCAUCGCCUUCAACUCUUAUGAGCUGGGCUCCCUGCAGGCCGCGGACGAGGCGAGCCAGCCCUUCUGUGCUGUGAAGAUGAAGGAGGCACUCAGCACAGAGCGCGGGAAGACGCUGGUGCAGAAGAAGCCCACCAUGUACCCCGAGUGGAAGUCCACGUUCGACGCCCACAUCUACGAGGGCCGCGUCAUCCAGAUCGUGCUGAUGCGGGCAGCCGAGGACCCCAUUUCCGAGGUGACGGUGGGCGUGUCCGUGCUGGCCGAGCGCUGCAAGAAGAACAACGGCAAGGCCGAGUUCUGGCUGGACCUGCAACCCCAAGCCAAGGUGUUGAUGUCUGUGCAGUAUUUCCUGGAAGACGGAGAUUGCAAGCAGUCUCUGCGAGGUGAAGACGAGUCCGCGUUCCCAACGAUGAACCGCCGUGGAGCCAUCAAACAGGCCAAGAUUCACUACAUCAAGAACCACGAGUUCAUCGCCACCUUCUUCAGGCAGCCCACCUUCUGUUCCGUGUGCAAAGAGUUCGUCUGGGGUCUCAACAAGCAAGGCUACAAGUGUAGGCAAUGCAACGCCGCCAUCCACAAGAAAUGCAUCGACAAGAUCAUCGGCCGGUGCACCGGCACCGCCACCAAUAGCCGGGACACCAUAUUCCAGAAAGAACGUUUCAACAUCGACAUGCCGCACCGAUUCAAGGUUUACAACUACAUGAGCCCCACCUUCUGUGACCACUGUGGCAGCCUGCUCUGGGGGCUGGUGAAGCAGGGAUUAAAGUGUGAAGACUGUGGCAUGAACGUGCACCACAAGUGCCAGAAGAAGGUCGCCAACCUCUGUGGCAUCAACCAGAAGCUCUUGGCUGAGGCAUUGAACCAAGUCAGCCAGAAAGCCCCCCGGAAAUCAGAGGCGGAGCCUGCAGAGCCUUUUGGGAUCUACCAGCAUUUUGAGAAAAAACUAGGAUUCUUGGGAAAUUUUUCCCUAGAUAAAGCGGACUCUGGGACUUACGGCAAGAUCUGGGAGGGCACCUCCAAGUGCAAAAUCGAGCACUUCACCUUCCACAAGGUCCUGGGCAAAGGCAGCUUCGGGAAGGUGCUGCUCGGGGAGCUGAAGGGCAAAAAGGAGUUCUUUGCCAUCAAGGCCCUCAAGAAGGACGUGGUGCUGAUCGACGACGAUGUGGAGUGCACCAUGGUGGAGAAGCGGGUGCUGGCGCUCGCCUGGGAGAACCCCUUCCUCACCCACCUCUACUGCACCUUCCAGACCAAGGACCACCUGUUCUUCGUGAUGGAGUUCCUCAACGGCGGGGACCUGAUGUACCACAUCCAGGACAAGGGCCGCUUUGAGCUGUACCGGGCCAUGUUUUAUGCUGCUGAGAUCAUCUGUGGACUGCAGUUUCUACACAGCAAAGGGAUCAUUUACAGGGACCUCAAGCUGGACAACGUGAUGCUGGACCAGAACGGCCACAUCAAGAUCGCCGACUUCGGGAUGUGCAAAGAGAACAUAUUCGAGGAUACGAAGGCCAGCACCUUCUGCGGUACCCCUGACUACAUCGCCCCCGAGAUCCUGCAGGGCCAGAAGUACUCCUUCUCCGUGGACUGGUGGUCCUUCGGAGUCCUCCUCUACGAGAUGCUCAUUGGCCAGUCCCCCUUCCACGGCGACGACGAGGACGAGCUUUUCGAGUCCAUCCGAGUGGACACGCCGCAUUAUCCCCGCUGGAUCACCAAGGAGUCCAAGGAUAUCCUGGAGAAGCUGCUUGAAAGAGACCCAGACAAGAGGCUGGGGGUGACUGGGAACAUCAAAACCCACGCCUUCUUCAAGACCAUCAACUGGACCCAGCUGGAGAAACGUCAGGUGGAGCCGCCCUUCAAGCCCAAAGUGAAGUCCCCUGGAGACUUCAGCAACUUCGACCAGGACUUCCUGAACGAGAAGCCACGCCUGUCCUACAGCGACAAGAACCUCAUCGACUCCAUGGACCAAACGGCGUUCGAUGGCUUCUCCUUCAUCAAUCCCAAAUUCGAGAGGCUCUUGGAAAACUGA
Pipistrellus nathusii (Nathusius's pipistrelle) is the source of this 2037-nucleotide messenger RNA. The record is from the annotation of a GenBank genome assembly. Lineage: Eukaryota; Metazoa; Chordata; Mammalia; Chiroptera; Vespertilionidae.